Messenger RNA from Trypanosoma cruzi, 3741 nucleotides. RefSeq lists its product as uncharacterized. Gene Ontology annotation, cellular component: Ric1-Rgp1 guanyl-nucleotide exchange factor complex; cytosol; Golgi membrane. Gene Ontology annotation, biological process: intracellular protein transport; retrograde transport, endosome to Golgi. Gene Ontology annotation, molecular function: protein binding. The transcript has a single exon. The coding region runs from base 1 to 3741 and encodes 1246 amino acids. NCBI's taxonomy places the organism in Eukaryota, Euglenozoa, Kinetoplastea, Trypanosomatida, Trypanosomatidae. The record is from RefSeq and is a predicted model, not a curated record.
AUGCACUUAGUUUAUGGCUGUCCGGCAGUGUACUCGUGGGAUCCUCAACCGAAUGAUUACGAUGGGCGUUCGCUGGCGGUGUUAUCAAGUUCUGUGGGGAAUUACAUCGUCGUGCUGUCUUCAACACAACUACACUUUUGGACAGGCACCAGCGACAUUAUUUAUCUUGGUUCAGUGCGAAUAAAUGGUGCCACAGUCGAUGAUGAUCCAGCGACCCACUUCUUGUUGCAUGCAAGGGGAGACUAUUUAGUGGUCACAACACUACAACGACGCAUAUUAUUUUUUAACAUCUCUCUGGAAGUGAAGAAUACGGAGGUGCUGGCUCCGUUGUAUCACGAUAAUUUGCUUCGAACCGGUUCCUUUGCUUCCCGUGUGCGUUUUUUAAAGGAGGAACGUUUAGAGUUUGGAAUCGUGACAUCACUCGCAUCAGGCGGAUCGAACUGUUUUUUUGUCUGUACAACGGCCGGGGUGGUUUGCGUGAUGGGUUGGUUUCAACAAAAACUUUUGCAUACAUGGAGUUGUCGUUCUCUGGGCAGGGAUGCCCUUUCUUUUGUUCCCCUAGAUGAGAUGGGGGAGGAGCAUGCAGACUCGAGUAUGCGUGUGUCACGCGGGGAUAUUUUGUCUGGGUCGAUUUUGGAUGUGUGCCAUUCUUCCCAAAUAAAGUUGACGGUGUUUUUGUUGUCGAAUGGAUACGUUGUUUUAGCCCAAAGCAAUGUGGGAAGUGACUUUACAAGGGAUGACAUCGCCUUUUCGCUCAAGUGUGCCGCUGCCACAUGUGUAGCUCGUGUGUCGGUGAAUUCAAGGCACAUGCUGUUAGUGAUGGCCACGGAUGCGGGUGACGUCAUGUGUAAGUGGAUUGGUGAAGAUCUUUCGCUUAAACUCAUGUGGAAUGGACUGAAGUGCCUGAGGGGCGUGAAACGGCAUGGUCCUAUCGGCGAAUUGCUUUGGAGCCCCGACGAAGAAUUGUUAUGCGUUGGUUUCUAUCACCUUGGCGUGUUUGUUCUUCAUUACAGCGGGGUUUGCUUGUGCUCCUCGAUGCUUUUUCAUAAUCCUCAGCGACGCGUGGUUCAGGGGUGCAUUUCAUUUUUAUGGGCCUCUCAUGGCCAUCGCCUGUUUGUCGUUGAACCACUGAGUGAUGGGUUUACGGAGUACAGUUUCGGUCAAAUUAUUUCAAGCCCUUGCGGGGAAACCACGGGCUGCUUUACCCCAAUCGUUGCAUUUAACAAUGAUUCGCUGCGCCUCGCGGGGAAUUUUCCAGCGGGAGGAGGACCUACUUUCAACGAUGUGGUCAGCGUUCGCUCGCAGUACGCGAUUGAGAAUUACCCUCUGACGCAAGGCGCCGUAAGCCCAGAUGGUGGCUCUGUGGUUCUUGCAGGAAAGAACGGGUUCGUCCUGUUUGACUGUCUCUCGCACCGUUGGUCUGCCCUCCGUGAAAAAAAACAAGAGGCAGAGUUUUUCUGUGUAGCCCAACCGCUCUGGCUUAGUAACAUCGCAGUUGUGAUGCCCGUUCGGAUGAAUCGCAGUCGUAAUUUUGAGUUGCGUGUAUACGCACGCAGGUGUUUGGAUGAAAAUGCCCUUUUGUACCGAGAGCCCUUGGAAAGGAUGCCGCUACAAGUGUGUGAAUGCCACGAAGAGUUCAAUGACAUGUUUAUUCUUUUGCUUGAUUCUUCUAACGCACUACUCCUUUGGCGCUGCGUGAUUGCACAUGACAGGCACUCUUAUUUACCAGAUGUCAAAAUAUAUUUGGAAUUUAUUAAACGCACACAGUUACCAGAUGGUCUUGUAUAUCCUGUGGGAAUGGCAGGCAUUCAUCCUGCACGGAAAGGAGCUAAGAGGACAUCUUUUCUUUCCUUUUCAAGUCAACGAAACGGGUACGAGAAUGCCUUGCCUUAUGCGUUGUUUAUUCUACGAGGUUCCCACGCCUUGGUUUCUUUUGACCUUGGUGCAGCCGCAACCAAUACAUCCGAGACGUCGUCUGCAAUCAAGAUUCUUAUUUCGGAUGGUGUUUGCCGCAUUUGGAUCGAUUAUUCCGUGCCAAUGGAUGGAAGUGUCGUCAUUGUUUUUGGCGUUCAUGGUAUUAAUUUCCUUCAUUUGCUUGGUGGAGAGGAUGACACGGAGAUUUUCCCAGUUGUACACGAAUACGCUGUGUCGGAAUUUGAUGCCGAAUCUAUUCCAGUAGGACUUUCUACGUAUAACGGCUGUCUUUUUACUGCUUUCUCUACGAGGGAAGUUAUCGGCUCUAUUGGUGGGACGUCAUCCACCGUUUCUUUGCGUAUCUCUCUUAAGCCUCUUCUCUACAAUUUUUGUGUAUUAACGGCAUUGACAUGCAUGGGUUUGCCGAGCUUGGAGACAGUUAAUAAGAAGACGCCUAGUAAUGUUAAUCCUUUUCCACUUCUGAUGUGGAACGAUCACUUACUCUAUUGGCUGGAAAGUAUGAGACGAAACGGUACCUUUAUUCCUAACGCGGACUAUUUUUUGCAUACUCUUAUUUCUGAGACCAUUCUAUGUAGCCUUGAUCACGAUUCCCGACUGGCUGCCGUUCAAGCGACCGUAUCCCUUCUUAGGCGGUACUCGGAGUUUUACAGUGUUGUGGUGAGCUGCAUGCGGAUGUUGGAUGUUUCUCAGUGGAGGAAACUUCUCGAUGUUUUGGGUUCUCCUUUGGAGUUUUUCCGGGAAUGCAUUGAAAACCGCCGGUUUGAGGAAUCAGCACAGCUACUUCGUGUUAUAAUGUUGGAUGGUAACUUCCCUGACGAUGGUGCUUCCGUGAAGUCACUGGAAGCUACCAUGUUGUGCGCUGUGCAUUUAUUUGUGUUGGCCUUAUGGCGGCGCAAUGUCCCUUUGGUUCAUGAUUUGCUGCGCUUCAUGGCGUUGCUUCAUACGGAGCUUGUGUCGCCCGAUUUUGAAACUGACCGCAAGGCCAACGGUUCCGGGGUCUGGAAGCGUUUCUUAACUGCUGUUGGUUUUCAGAAGGAUCUGCCGCAGGAUUUUUCUCUGGAGACAGAGCAACUUUGUCUGCUUACACCGGAGGAGGUGUCUGGUGGUCCAUCCAACUCGGAAAUGCUACAACGACGCUCCGUGGUUGAAUUUGUUUUACGCAAAUACCCGAAAGUGAGGCAGGCCGUACACGAUGUCUUUUCGGAGUCCUUAUUUGCAGGUCAUUUGAUGGUUCUCCGUGAUAUUUCACAUGAGUUAUUUAUUGCUCUGAGGCAUUUUGUCACCACCAAAACACAGUCAACGAUGAGAACUUUGCGCACCAAAGCUUCUGAUGACGCGGUAACGGAGGAUGAUAGCUGCGAGGGAACGCCGGAGCUUAUGCACCUGCCAGCUCUUUUUGAUGGAAUUCACGAUGAGCUUGGCCUGCCUCGCAGUCUUCGUUGUAUUGGAACAGAGUUCCAGGAUUCUGUCAUCCAUUUUAUGGCAACGGAGGAAACUGGAUCCAACAUGGCGUUGUGGACCACUGCACAGAGUUAUGUGUACACCACCCCUAGGAUGGUGGAAACGAUUCUUGGAAUCCGUGAUCUGUACUCCAUCUGGGAUGAAUGCGUAUUGGCUGUGAACGUUGUCCUAAUGAUUGAGGAUGCGGUAAUACAGCAAAUACAAGCCGCUCCUACGUUUGUAAAAGCGCUACAACAUCUCAUAGCGCAGCCACAGAAUGCCGGGUACACAACCUUUGUACAGGGAUGCAUCAAUGCCUAUGACACAGCGAAUUUGUCGACAGGAUCAAUGCCGUCCGCGGUGUGA